CCAUGUUGUUCAAUGUUGGAAGUGCUUAGGUUUAAAUGGGUUCUUUUCUGAGGCUUAGUCCAUGGUUAGAAGGCUUUGGGUCUUUUUAUGGGCGCUUCUAUUUCUAAGGUUUUGUGUUGUAUGGACGCCUAUUUGUAUUGUUUUUCAAGAACUGGUGAAAUCUAUCUGCAAUUCGAUGGACGUAAUUUUUAGUGGUAAAUCACCACGUGCGGACGCAAACUCCUCAUCUGCUUUGAUGCAUGAAGGCUCCACUGAUCGAUGCUCAGUCUACUCUCUUGCAAGGCUUAAGAUGAAAAGGAAAUGCAUGGAUGGAGACGGCCAACUAAAGCAGCACAUGAUUUAUGGAUGGUGGAAGGAGCCAAGUGGGUAGAAGAACAUGGCCCUCAUUAAUGAAGGCCUGGUAAUAUGGCAUGUGGCCUGUGGGACAUAUUGGCCUUCAUGGCUUUACUAAAUGUCAAUGAUGGUGAUUAUGGAAGAGAGUGGGAAAACUAUAUAUGAGCUUAAUUGCAUUGAAAUCAUAAGAAAUUCACACUUUGUGAAUUGUGAGUAAUUUGAAGGAAAUAUGGUAAUU
Alnus glutinosa is the source of this 571-nucleotide messenger RNA. RefSeq lists its product as uncharacterized. The record is from RefSeq and is a predicted model, not a curated record. Bases 62 to 370 code for a protein of 102 amino acids. The transcript is spliced from 3 exons. Lineage: Eukaryota; Viridiplantae; Streptophyta; Magnoliopsida; Fagales; Betulaceae.